AUGGUCUGGUUUGGAUACUGCGACGACGAACCCGACUCCUUCAUCUCCUUCGACCCAGUCUUCACCAACAACCUCAACAACAACCCUAACCUUGUCUUUGAUUUCGUAUUGGUUUACAGGAAAGCCCCAAAACCAAGCUCAGAUUCAGAUUCAGACGACGAUCUUGAAGACUUCUGCAAUUUAGAAACCCGAAUCGUUCGUCAAACCCACGAGUUCGAUAGAGAGUGGCUCAUCGGUGGUGAUAGGGAGCAGAUAGAAGCCAACAAACACGUGUCCGUGUCUGAUUCGCCGGAGAUUGAGAGAAUACGAGUCGAGAUUGAUACUAUCGUCCCGAGGUUUCCCGAUGAUGACGACGAUUUUGAUCUUGACUUCGAUUGA
Molecule: messenger RNA, 378 nt
Organism: Raphanus sativus (radish)
Lineage: Eukaryota; Viridiplantae; Streptophyta; Magnoliopsida; Brassicales; Brassicaceae
Exons: 2
Coding region: 1-378 (125 amino acids)
Source: RefSeq, a predicted model, not a curated record